Ambispora gerdemannii is the source of this 767-nucleotide messenger RNA. Lineage: Eukaryota; Fungi; Glomeromycota; Glomeromycetes; Archaeosporales; Ambisporaceae. The record is from the annotation of a GenBank genome assembly.
GAAAUGUUGGAUAUAUUUCAACAGAUGGUCAUCAUUUUUCUUGCGAAAACCCUGCGACAAAUGUUGGCGAUUUCCAUAUUGUUUUCGUAGUUGAUAAAAGUGGCUCUAUGUCUUAUAGUGACUGUAAACCUCUUGGCCAAAAAACUCAAACAUCUCGUUUGCUGUAUAAUCAUCAAAAUCGAUUAGGCGCUGUAUAUGAAGCAGUGUAUACUUUUAUUGAAACGCGUAAAAAUUCUCGAAAAGCUACUCGCGUUGGGCUCUCAGCUAUAGAUCGGGAUAUAACUUCGCUAAUUUUGUUUGAUGAUGCGGCAACUGUAGUUUUUGAAAAUCAAAGCUUAUCUAAUACAGAACAGCUUUUAAGCAAGAUGAUGAAAUUCAAUGCAAAUGGAGGCACUUCUUUCCAUGCAGGAAUAAACAAAGCAGCUGAAAUUGUUGAAAAAUAUCACGAUCGGCAAAAAACCAACGUGAUUAUCUUCCUAUCCAACGGUGAAUGUAGUGUACCGGAAUCUGGAUUACGAAGUCUUUGCCAAAGAGAGGUUAAAAAAGGGGCCCCAUUGUAUUUAUAUACAGUUAUGUUCGGUUCUUAUGAAAACCAAUCGCUACAACAAAUGGCGGAUAUUGAAACAGAAUAUCUUCCUCGAUCUACUAGCAAAGAUGUCUUAAGAUGUCAAUAUUUAUUUGGAUUGAACGAAAUUAAACUUAUUGAGCAUUUUGCACAAGUAUCCGAAAGCUUACGUAAACAUCAACCAAUGCUCAUAAGAAAAUAA